CAAAUAACAAGCAAAAAACCAAUGUCUCUCUACAUUAGCUAGAGAACCAUUUACUCCAUAUGCUUACCUACAAAAGCAGCAGCUGGACUGUUUGGCAUCGAGCUUGAGUGGGGCUAUUAUUGCUAGCUCCCAUGGCAAUCAUCGUCACACUGUGUCUCCCCGCGAAUCUUCACCUCCACAGUUUCACUCCCAGACCCUGGAAGCUCUAUUUAUUCUAACAUUUAUUUCUUUUGACUAUAUUAAUCAAUAUCGUCUGUCUUUCAAGUUUGGACAUAUUACAGUGGCCUGAUCGUGUGAACCUAGAACUCGACACAGGAUUCGACAGCGCGGGCUAGUAGGGGAUAGCAAAUUACUGUUGCCAUUUAUACUCUCAGCAGAACUACAUUUUACUACGAAUAUAUUCCUUCGAAACAAGAUGGACUUUAAAAUGCUCCAUGGCGCAGCCAAGCUGCAAGACGUUACCCGACUACUGGAGUCACUUGAGAAGGACUUGAAAGAAAAGUCACUUACAUCGUCGCAAAAGACACAGACACUUUUACAGUUGCGACAGCACGGCACAAGCCCAGAUAACGCUGGUCCCAUUUACUCAAAGCAUGGCAUGGAUAUUCUCGGAAAGUAUGGUGUCGAUGGAGAAACUGCGGACGUACGCCGUGCUGCGUUGCGCUGUAUCGCCAAUGCUCUCCUACUAGACCCCAAAAUGCGCCAAAUCUUUGUCGACACAGGCUAUGGUGGGCAGCUUGCGCAGAAACUCAAGUGUGACACCUCAGAUGAUGAAAUGAUACUCAGUCGAAUCCUAUUUCUUUCUACAUAUGAUACCACUAUGGAUUUCGAGAAGCUUAUAAACGAGAACUCUCUUGGUGAUAAUAUCAACUAUCAAAUUUCUCGACAUGCCAAGCAGUUCCCCAAAUCGGGCAAGAAGACAUUAUCUCAGAUGGAUGAGCUGGCGCUUAUUGACACCAUGAAGCUGGUCUUCAACAUUGCAAAACUGUUUCCCGAUCUGGCCUCGACAUUUUCUCCUUCAGUUCCUUACAUCUUCAAGAUAAUCAGUCGCAUGGACAUUCCUUCCAAACCCUUGGAUGGAAUCGUUGGCAACCUCAUCAACUGUCUGUCGACUCUCGAUCUUGAAGGGAAGAAAGGAAAACAUCACUUCGAAACCAACCCCAUCUUCCCGACUUUCAAUCAAAAUUGCAAUGUCGACAAGCUGAUUAACAUCUUGGACCAAUCUGUGUCCAUGUAUAGCCCCCAAGAACUCGAAGAAAAAGCCAUUCCCCUUCUUCACGUGCUCAUCAUUAUCUACGAACAGGCCCCAGAUGGCCCUCGUAAAUACAUGCAGUGGCUUCUGUUGCCAGAGGAUGAUAACCGAAACUUGCCCAUUGGUCAAACCGACACACUGUCUUCCAAAUUGCUGCAGGCUUCGACUACACCAUACCCCAAGUUGAAAACCGCUAUCUCCGAGCUCAUGUUUGUGCUUUCUGAAAGAGAUGCAGAAAGCCUCACGAAGAACAUCGGCUAUGGGUUUGCCGCGGGAUUCCUCGCCUCUCGUGGAAUGGAGAUUCCCCAGACCGCAGGAGAAGCAUUUUCCACUAAUCCCGAUGGCUUCGAUCCGGAAAUUAACCCCAUUACUGGUCAGAAAUGGGCCUCUGAGCGACAGGACCCGAAUCCUCCUAUGACGAAAGAAGAGAAACAGAGAGAAGCGGAGCGACUGUUCGUGCUUUUUGAAAGAGCCAAGGCCAACGGUAUCCUCAACGUGGAGAACCCUGUUACUCAGGCCCUCCAUGAAGGCAGGUUUGAGGAAUUGCCUGACUCUGAUAGUGAGAGUGAAUGAUCUCUUGACACCUGAGAUAUCCUGUUCUGUAUUAGUCAUUGGAUCGAACGUUCUAGUUAAUUUUUUUUUGUAUAUCCGUGGAACAUACUCGCUGCUUCCAACAUAUAAUCAAUUGAUGACAUUUGUAAUCUAUUACAUAGCACCGUUUUAUUCUAUCACAACUCAG
Messenger RNA from Aspergillus wentii DTO 134E9, 1991 nucleotides. Its product is annotated as synembryn. Lineage: Eukaryota; Fungi; Ascomycota; Eurotiomycetes; Eurotiales; Aspergillaceae. The transcript is spliced from 7 exons. Gene Ontology annotation, biological process: G protein-coupled receptor signaling pathway. Gene Ontology annotation, molecular function: guanyl-nucleotide exchange factor activity; G-protein alpha-subunit binding. Gene Ontology annotation, cellular component: cytoplasm. The coding region runs from base 416 to 1825 and encodes 469 amino acids. The record is from RefSeq and is a predicted model, not a curated record.